AUGGAUGUUGUUGGGCAAUAUUUGGCUACAAAUGAUUUUAAGUUCAAUUGCUGUUCAAAAUCAGUAUUUCCUGAAGAAAAUCAUGUGAAUGGGUACAAAAUGAAUCAUGGCUUUAAGGAUUUAGAUGUCCUUUCAAAUGGAUCAUCAUCCACUGUUGAUGAUAAAGAAAAGGAUCAUUCUGAUGAAAUCCUCAAGUUCAUAAGCCAAAUGCUUAUGGAAGAAGAGGAUUUAGGAAAUAAGCCAUGUAUGCUACAGGACUCCUUGGCUCUCCAAGCGGCCGAGAAGUGUUUGUCUGAUGUCCUCAAUGGCAAGUCCCCUUGUUCGUCGAUAGGUGAUCCAUUCACACAAAGCCCGAAUGGUAAUUUAUCGAAAACCUGUAGUGCAUUUAGUAGUGGAAGUUCAUUGGAUUCAAUUGAGUCGAAAUCGUACCUUAAUCAGGAGGAUUUUGAGCCUUUGAAUCAGUAUCCUUCACUGUCAAAUUUACAGUUAAAUCCGCAGUCAUUUGGCUCCUCAAACAGUGUUGAUGCUGCUGGUUAUGGGCUGAAUGCCUUUUACAUGAAUGCAUUUCGGAUACAAAAUUCUUUGAGUGGAAACAAAUUUGGUUUGAAAUCUACUGGCGGAGGAGGAGAAAUCGCUUCCUUCCGCCCCAACGAUGGCUUAUUUGGAACUGAUCUGAAUCCUAGGAAAAAGGCGGGUGAAUCUGAGGGUGCCGUGGUGGAAAAUGGAGAAUAUCUAUCACAGAAUAAUUCCAGAGAAAAGAAAAACCGGUAUAGGGAAGAGGCUGCUUUUUCAGAAGAACAUAGGAGUAGCAAACAGUUGGCAAAUAAUAAUGGUGAGACGGAGCCAUUAGAGAUGUUCGACAAGGUGUUGCUUUGUCCGGCUGUGGAAAGUGACACUAAGAAGUUGUUCCAGCAGAACAGGCAGUUGACAGUAUCAAAUCGAGGAAGGCCACGAGGUGGAAAGAAACAAGGUUUUCAGAAAGAAGUGGUGGAUUUAAGGAGUCUCUUAAUGCAAUGUGCACAAGCCGUUGGAAGCUACAACAGUAGGACGGCUAACGAGCUUCUAAUCAAGAUAAGGCAACAUUCUUCUACCCAUGGCGAUGAAACGGAAAGACUCGCACAUUACUUUGUGAAGGCCCUCGAGGCCCGUAUGGCUGGCACCGGAACAGCAUCCUAUACGGCUUUUGGUUCCUCGAGGAUAUCGGCUUCUGAAAUCUUGAAAUCUUACCACACAAGUAUUACAGCCUGCCCACACAAGAAGAUGUCGAAUUUCUUUGCAAACAGAUCCAUCAGGAAAUUAGCUAAUGGAGCGAAAAGACUUCACAUCAUCGAUUUCGGCAUUUUGUAUGGCUUCCAGUGGCCCUGCUUUAUAAAGACUCUUUCAGAACGACCCGGUGGACCGCCAAAGCUUCGCAUCACGGGAAUAGAUUUUCCCCAACCGGGUUUUCGCCCUGCAGAGAGGGUCGAGGAGACUGGGAUUCGCCUUACAAAAUACUGCAAGAGAUUUAAUGUCCCGUUCGAGUUCAAUGCCAUAGCAAAGAAGUGGGAAACCGUCCAACUUGAAGAACUUAAGAUCAACAAGAAUGAGCUACUUAUAGUAAAUAGUUUACACCGUCUUCAUAAUGUGCCUGAUGAGACAGUAAUUGCGAGCAGUCCACGAGAUGCUGUUUUGAACUUGAUCAAGAGGAUCAAUCCUGAUAUGUACAUCGAAGGAGUAGUUAAUGGGACGUACAACACCCCCUUCUUUGUUACGAGGUUCAGAGAGGCACUCUUCCAUUUCUCGUCCAUGUUUGAUAUAUUUGAGGCUACUCUGCCCCGCGAGGAUCCUGAUAGAAUACUUUACGAGAAAGAGUUCUUUGGAAAGGAUGCAAUGAACAUUAUAGCUUGUGAAGGCACGGAGAGGGUCGAUAGGCCAGAGACAUACAAACAGUGGCAAGUUAGAAAUCUCCGAGCUGGUUUCAGGCAGCUUCCACUUGACCAGGAGAUCGUGAAAGCUAUCAGGAACAAGGUCAAAUUAAACUACCACAAGGAUUUUUCAGUGGACGAAGAUGGGAAGUGGAUGCUACAAGGAUGGAAAGGCCGGGUUCUUUACGCUCUUUCAUGUUGGCGGCCGGCCCAGAAGUGA
This is a messenger RNA of Fraxinus pennsylvanica, 2124 nucleotides long. Lineage: Eukaryota; Viridiplantae; Streptophyta; Magnoliopsida; Lamiales; Oleaceae. The record is from the annotation of a GenBank genome assembly.